GCCCCGGUCGGCGCAAGUGCGGCGCGCGCUGGGGGAGGGGGCGCGGCGGAGCGCGAGGCUGGCGUCGGGCCGCCGCGGGAUUAAGUUUCUCAGUCACGCGUGAGUGUCUGUGCGUUUUGAUCCCGAAGCUCCUCGCCGGGCCGUUACUUCAGAAGAGAAGACAGAGAGCGUGGGCGAGGCGAGGCAUCCAGAGGCCCCGGCGACCCCUGCUCCCUAGUCCUCCGCCCCCUCGCGUCCCGGCCCUGGGCGGCCGCCGCGAGCCGGAAAUUGUUACAGUGACCCCAGCCUUCAGCCACCACCCCCUGUCAGUCAGCAGCCGUCAACACAAAGGCAAGACCCUCCUCCACCAGCACGAAGACUACGACUCACUGAAGGCUCAGCUGAUCACUAGCACUUUUUGACAGUAAACUGUUUUUUAAUAAAGAGUUCCAUUUUAAUUGCUGUUAAUCAUUUCAGAGAAGAACACUGGACUUUGAAAAAAAUGUUGGAAGCCAUUGACAAAAAUCGGGCCCUGCAUGCAGCAGAGCGCUUGCAAACCAAGCUGCGAGAACGUGGGGAUGUAGCAAAUGAAGACAAACUGAGCCUUCUGAAGUCAGUCCUGCAGAGCCCUCUCUUCAGUCAGAUUCUGAGCCUUCAGACUUCUGUACAGCAGCUGAAAGACCAGGGAAAUAUUACAACUUCAGCAACUUCAAAUAUUGAAUAUGCCCACGUUCCUCAUCUCAGCCCAGCUGUGAUUCCUACUCUACAAAAUGAAUCGUUUUUAUUAUCCCCAAACAAUGGGAAUCUGGAAGCACUUACAGGAUCUGGUAUUCCACACAUUAAUGGGAAACCUGCUUGUGAUGAAUUUGAUCAUCUUAUCAAAAAUAUGGCCCAGGGUCGCCAUGUAGAAGUUUUUGAGCUGCUCAAACCUCCAUCUGGAGGCCUUGGGUUUAGUGUUGUGGGACUAAGAAGUGAAAACAGAAGAGAGCUGGGAAUAUUUGUACAAGAGAUACAAGAGGGCAGUGUGGCUCAUAGAGAUGGAAGAUUGAAAGAAACUGAUCAAAUUCUUGCUAUCAAUGGACAGGCUCUCGAUCAGACAAUUACACAUCAGCAGGCUAUCAGCAUCCUACAGAAAGCCAAAGAUACCGUCCAGCUUGUUAUUGCCAGAGGCUCGUUGCCUCAGCUUGUCAGCCCCAUAGUUUCCCGUUCUCCAUCCGCAGCCAGCACAAUUUCAGCUCACUCUAAUCCGGUUCAUUGGCAACACGUGGAAACUAUUGAAUUGGUGAAUGAUGGAUCUGGUUUGGGAUUUGGCAUCAUAGGAGGAAAAGCAACUGGUGUGAUAGUAAAAACCAUUCUGCCUGGAGGAGUAGCUGAUCAGCAUGGGCGUUUAUGCAGUGGAGACCACAUUCUAAAGAUUGGUGACACAGAUUUAGCAGGAAUGAGCAGUGAGCAAGUAGCACAAGUCCUUAGGCAAUGUGGAAAUAGAGUUAAGUUGAUGAUUGCAAGAGGUGCCAUAGAAGAACAUACAGCACCCACUGCUUUGGGCAUCACCCUCUCCUCAUCUCCAACUUCAAUGCCAGAGUCACGGGUUGAUGCUUCUACUCAGAAAGGUGAAGAAAGUGAGACAUUUGAUGUAGAACUCACUAAAAAUGUCCAAGGAUUAGGAAUUACCAUUGCUGGCUACAUUGGAGAUAAAAAAUUGGAACCUUCAGGAAUCUUUGUAAAGAGCAUUACAAAAAGCAGUGCCGUUGAGCAUGAUGGAAGAAUCCAAAUUGGAGACCAAAUUAUAGCAGUAGAUGGCACAAACCUUCAGGGUUUUACUAAUCAGCAAGCAGUAGAGGUAUUGCGACACACAGGACAAACUGUGCUCCUGACACUAAUGAGGAGAGGAAUGAAGCAGGAAGCCGAGCUCAUGUCAAGGGAAGACGUCACAAAAGAUGCAGAUUUGUCUCCUGUUAAUGCCAGCAUAAUCAAAGAAAAUUAUGAAAAAGAUGAAGAUUCUUUAUCUUCGAGGAGAAACACCAACAUAUUACCAAUUGAAGAAGAAGGGUAUCCAUUACUGUCAGCUGAGAUAGAAGAAAUAGAAGAUGCACAAAAACAAGAAGCUGCCCUGCUGACAAAAUGGCAAAGGAUUAUGGGAAUUAACUAUGAAAUAGUGGUGGCCCAUGUGAGCAAGUUUAGUGAGAACAGUGGAUUGGGGAUAAGCCUGGAAGCAACAGUGGGACAUCAUUUUAUCCGAUCUGUUCUACCAGAGGGUCCUGUUGGACACAGCGGGAAGCUUUUCAGUGGAGACGAGCUAUUGGAAGUAAAUGGCAUAACUUUACUUGGGGAAAAUCACCAAGAUGUGGUGACUAUCUUAAAAGAACUGCCUAUAGAAGUGACAAUGGUGUGCUGUCGUCGAACUGUGCCCCCCACCACCCAAUCAGAAUUGGAUAGCCUGGACUUAUGUGAUAUUGAGCUAACAGAAAAGCCUCAUGUAGAUCUAGGUGAGUUCAUUGGGUCAUCAGAGACAGAGGAUCCAGUGCUGGCGAUGACUGAUGCGGGUCAGAGUACAGAGGAGGUUCAAGCACCUUUGGCCAUGUGGGAGGCUGGCAUUCAGCACAUAGAGCUGGAGAAAGGGAGCAAAGGACUUGGUUUUAGCAUUUUAGAUUAUCAGGAUCCAAUUGAUCCAGCAAGCACUGUGAUUAUAAUUCGUUCUUUGGUGCCUGGCGGCAUUGCUGAAAAGGAUGGACGACUUCUUCCUGGUGACCGACUCAUGUUUGUAAAUGAUGUUAACUUGGAAAACAGCAGUCUUGAGGAAGCUGUAGAAGCACUGAAGGGAGCACCAUCAGGAACUGUGAGAAUAGGAGUUGCUAAGCCUUUACCCCUUUCACCAGAAGAAGGUUAUGUUUCUGCUAAGGAGGAUUCCUUUCUCUACCCACCACACUCCUGUGAGGAAGAAGGGCUGGCUGACAAACCCCUCUUCAGGGCUGACUUGGCUCUGGUGGGCACAAAUGAUGCUGACUUAGUAGAUGAAUCCACAUUUGAGUCUCAAUACUCUCCUGAAAAUGACAGCAUCUACUCUACUCAAGCCUCUGUUUUAUCUCUUCAUGGCAGUUCUUGUGGUGAUGGCCUGAACUACGGUUCUUCCCUUCCAUCAUCUCCUCCUAAGGAUGUUAUCGAAAAUUCUUGUGAUCCAGUACUUGGUCUGCAUAUGUCUUUGGAGGAACUGUAUACCCAGAAUCUCCUGCAAAGACAGGAUGAGAAUACACCUUCGGUGGACAUAAGUAUGGUGCCUGCUUCUGGCUUUACUAUAAAUGACUACACACCUGCAAAUGCUAUUGAACAACAAUAUGAAUGUGAAAACACAAUAGUGUGGACUGAAUCUCAUUUACCAAGUGAAGUUAUAUCAAGUGCAGAACUUCCUUCUGUGCUACCCGAUUCAGCUGGAAAGGGCUCUGACUACCUGCUUGAACAGAGCUCCCUGGCCUCUAAUGCUGAGUGUGUCAUGCUUCAAAAUGUGUCUAAAGAAUCUUUUGAAAGAACUAUUAAUAUAGCAAAAGGCAAUUCUAGCCUAGGAAUGACAGUUAGUGCUAAUAAAGAUGGCUUGGGGAUGAUUGUUCGAAGCAUUAUUCAUGGAGGUGCCAUUAGUCGAGAUGGCCGGAUUGCCAUUGGGGACUGCAUCUUGUCCAUUAAUGAAGAGUCUACCAUCAGUGUAACCAAUGCCCAGGCACGAGCUAUGUUGAGAAGACAUUCUCUCAUUGGCCCUGACAUAAAAUUUUCUGCAGCACCUGCUGACGAUCGAGCCCCCUUUUAUGUAAUUACUUAUGUGCCUGCAGAACAUUUGGAAGAGUUCAAAAUAAGCUUGGGACAGCAAUCUGGAAGAGUAAUGGCAUUGGAUAUUUUUUCUUCAUGCACUGGCAGAGACAUUCCAGAAUUACCAGAGCGAGAAGAGGGAGAGGGUGAAGAAAGCGAACUUCAAAACACAGCAUAUAGCAAUUGGAAUCAGCCCAGGCGGGUGGAACUCUGGAGAGAACCAAGCAAAUCCUUAGGCAUCAGCAUUGUUGGUGGACGAGGGAUGGGGAGUCGGCUAAGCAACGGAGAAGUGAUGAGGGGCAUUUUCAUCAAACAUGUUCUGGAAGAUAGUCCAGCUGGCAAAAAUGGAACCUUGAAACCUGGAGAUAGAAUCGUAGAGGUGGAUGGAAUGGACCUCAGAGAUGCAAGCCAUGAACAAGCUGUGGAAGCCAUUCGGAAAGCAGGCAACCCUGUAGUCUUUAUGGUACAGAGCAUUAUAAACAGACCAAGGAAAUCCCCUUUGCCUUCCUUGCCGCACAACCUUUACCCUAAGUACAACUUCAGCAGCACUAACCCAUUUGCUGACUCUCUACAAAUCAACGCCGACAAGGCACCCAGUCAGUCAGAGUCAGAGCCAGAGAAGGCUCCAUUGUGCAGUGUGCCCCCGCCCCCUCCUUCAGCCUUUGCAGAAAUGGGUAGUGAUCACACACAGUCAUCUGCAAGCAAAAUCUCACAAGAUGUGGACAAAGAGGAUGAGUUUGGUUACAGCUGGAAAAAUAUCAGAGAGCGUUAUGGAACCCUAACAGGCGAGCUGCAUAUGAUUGAACUGGAGAAAGGUCAUAGUGGUUUGGGCCUAAGUCUUGCUGGGAACAAAGACCGAUCCAGGAUGAGUGUCUUCAUAGUGGGGAUUGAUCCAAAUGGAGCUGCAGGAAAAGAUGGUCGAUUGCAAAUUGCAGAUGAGCUUCUAGAGAUCAAUGGUCAGAUUUUAUAUGGAAGAAGUCAUCAGAAUGCCUCAUCAAUCAUUAAAUGUGCCCCUUCUAAAGUGAAAAUAAUUUUUAUCAGAAAUAAAGAUGCAGUGAAUCAGAUGGCUGUAUGUCCUGGAAAUGCAGUAGAACCUUUGCCUUCUAACUCAGAAAAUCUUCAAAAUAAGGAGACAGAGCCAACUGUUACUACUUCUGAUGCAGCUGUGGACCUCAGUUCAUUUAAAAAUGUGCAACAUCUGGAGCUUCCCAAGGAUCAGGGGGGUUUGGGUAUUGCUAUCAGCGAAGAAGAUACUCUCCGUGGAGUCAUCAUAAAGAGCUUAACAGAGCAUGGGGUAGCAGCCACGGAUGGACGACUCAAAGUCGGAGAUCAGAUAUUGGCUGUAGAUGAUGAAAUUGUUGUUGGUUACCCUGUUGAAAAGUUUAUUAGCCUUCUGAAGACAGCAAAGACAACAGUAAAACUUACCAUCCACGCUGAGAAUCCAGAUUCCCAGGCUGUUCCUUCAGCAGCUGGUGCAGCCAGUGGAGAAAAAAAGAACAGCUCCCAGUCUCUGAUGGUCCCACAGUCUGGCUCCCCGGAACCGGAGUCCAUCCGAAAUACAAGCAGAUCAUCAACACCAGCAAUUUUUGCUUCUGAUCCUGCAACCUGCCCCAUUAUCCCUGGCUGCGAAACAACCAUCGAGAUUUCCAAAGGGCGAACAGGGCUGGGCCUGAGCAUCGUUGGGGGUUCAGACACGCUGCUGGGUGCCAUUAUUAUCCAUGAAGUUUAUGAAGAAGGAGCAGCAUGUAAAGAUGGAAGACUCUGGGCUGGAGAUCAGAUCUUAGAGGUGAAUGGAAUUGACUUGAGAAAGGCCACACAUGAUGAAGCAAUCAAUGUCCUGAGACAGACGCCACAGAGAGUGCGCCUGACACUCUACAGAGAUGAGGCCCCAUACAAAGAGGAGGAAGUGUGUGACACCCUCACUAUUGAGCUGCAGAAGAAGCCGGGAAAAGGCCUAGGAUUAAGUAUUGUUGGUAAAAGAAACGAUACUGGAGUAUUUGUGUCAGACAUUGUCAAAGGAGGAAUUGCAGAUGCCGAUGGAAGACUGAUGCAGGGAGACCAGAUAUUAAUGGUGAAUGGGGAAGACGUUCGUAAUGCCACCCAGGAAGCAGUUGCUGCUUUGCUAAAGUGUUCCCUAGGCACAGUAACCUUGGAAGUUGGAAGAAUCAAAGCUGGUCCAUUCCAUUCAGAGAGGAGGCCAUCUCAAAGCAGCCAGGUGAGUGAAGGCAGCCUGUCAUCUUUCACUUUUCCACUCUGUGGAUCCAGUACAUCUGAGUCACUGGAAAGUAGCUCAAAGAAGAAUGCAUUGGCGUCUGAAAUACAGGGAUUAAGAACAGUUGAAAUAAACAAGGGCCCUACUGACUCACUGGGAAUCAGCAUCGCUGGAGGAGUAGGCAGCCCACUUGGUGAUGUGCCUAUAUUUAUUGCAAUGAUGCACCCAACUGGAGUUGCAGCACAGACCCAAAAACUAAGAGUUGGGGAUAGGAUUGUCACUAUCUGUGGCACAUCCACUGAGGGCAUGACUCACACCCAGGCAGUUAACCUACUGAAAAAUGCAUCUGGUUCCAUUGAAAUGCAGGUGGUUGCUGGAGGAGAUGUGAGUGUGGUCACAGGUCAUCAGCAGGAGCCUGCAAGUUCCAGUCUUUCUUUCACUGGGCUGACGUCAAGCAGUAUAUUUCAGGAUGAUUUAGGACCUCCUCAAUGUAAGUCUAUUACACUAGAGCGAGGACCAGAUGGCUUAGGCUUCAGUAUAGUUGGAGGAUAUGGCAGCCCUCAUGGAGACUUACCCAUUUAUGUUAAAACAGUGUUUGCAAAGGGAGCAGCCUCUGAAGACGGACGUCUGAAAAGGGGCGAUCAGAUCAUUGCCGUCAAUGGGCAGAGUCUAGAAGGAGUCACCCAUGAAGAAGCUGUUGCCAUACUUAAACGGACAAAAGGCACUGUCACUUUGAUGGUUCUCUCUUGAAUUGGCUGCCAGAAUUGAGCCAACCCAACCCCUAGCUCACCUCCUACUGUAAAGAGAAUGGACUGGUCCUGAAAUUUUUUAUGUUGUGUUCAGCCGGGUCUUCAAAACUAUAGGGGGGAAAUAACACUUAAGUUUGUUGUUCUCAUAUAGAAAUGCCUUCCUUACUGACAACCUAACAUCAUUUUUCUUUUCUUCUUGCAUUUUGUGAACUUAAAGUCAAAGAGAAGGAAUAUUUCUGUAGGUGAAUCUCGUUUUUAUUUGUGAAGAUAUCUAAUGUUUUGUAGUCACAUGGGCAAGAAUUAUUACAUGCUAAGCUGGUUAGUAUAAAGAAAGAUAAUUCUAAAGCUAACCGAAGAAAGUGGCUUCAGUAAAUUAGGAUGAAAAAUGAAAAUAUAAAAUAAAGAAGAAAAUCUCGGGGAGUUUAAAAAAAUGCCUCAAUUUGGCAAUCUACCUCCUCUCCCCACCCCAAACUAAAAAAAGAAAAAAAAGUUUUCUAUUCAAAAUCUUUAAAAAUACUGUCAGUGUUUUAUAAUUUUCAACACAGUAUUAUAAAAACAUUGCAUCUCCCCACCUCUAAUAUUCAUAUAUAUUUUUCCUGCUAAAAUUGGUUUCCACAAUUGAGUAAAUGGCAAAUAUAUGAAGCAAUGUCCAUUUUAUAAAGAAAUUAUAUUUAAUGCACAUCUCAAUUUUCAUUUUUAUUUUUGACCUUUUAUAAAAUAUUUUCAUGUUGCUAUAAGUAAAUGAUGAUGCCACCCCAUGUUGACUAUGGUUUUUCUAGAAAGCAGCUAUGCUGCUAACCAUAGAGGAACAUAGAAGGGUUCCAGAAUCUUUAGUGCUGGUUUUAACAACCGAUGCAACAUUAAAAAUGUGUUAGUGUGCUGUGCAAUUGGUUUUCAAUUCGUAUUAAUCUUAAUGACAGAGAACAAUGUGUUACUAAUUGUUUUGGUUGUAUGCCAUUAGUAAAUUGAUAGAAAAAUUAAGGGGAUUAACAUAACUUCAUUUCAUUGCCUUAUAUUAACAUCUUAUAAUACAAUAGUUUAAGACUAAGGGAAACAGAUGGAGCUGUUUAUUGAGACAACUGGUGAGGAAUUAUCAUGUGUUCAUUCCCAUUUUAGACCGUGAAACUCCUACAUUAGAAUAUAUAAAGUCACUUUAAAUAUUAUCUAUAUUUGUAACAGAAGUAGUGUACAGAUAUUUUAUUACAGCAUUUUUGUGUAAAUGCAGAAUUAAAGUGAAUAAAUAAGAAUUUUCAGUGGUGCACAAAUAA
Messenger RNA from Nomascus leucogenys (northern white-cheeked gibbon), 8003 nucleotides. It is a transcript of the gene MPDZ, whose product is annotated as multiple PDZ domain crumbs cell polarity complex component. The record is from RefSeq and is a predicted model, not a curated record. Gene Ontology annotation, molecular function: protein binding. The transcript is spliced from 49 exons. Lineage: Eukaryota; Metazoa; Chordata; Mammalia; Primates; Hylobatidae. The coding region runs from base 482 to 6736 and encodes 2084 amino acids.